Messenger RNA from Mandrillus leucophaeus (drill), 2217 nucleotides. It is a transcript of the gene DNAJC9, whose product is annotated as DnaJ (Hsp40) homolog, subfamily C, member 9. Gene Ontology annotation, molecular function: heat shock protein binding. Gene Ontology annotation, cellular component: cytoplasm; nucleus. Lineage: Eukaryota; Metazoa; Chordata; Mammalia; Primates; Cercopithecidae. The transcript is spliced from 5 exons. The record is from RefSeq and is a predicted model, not a curated record. The coding region runs from base 889 to 1668 and encodes 259 amino acids.
AUGUAUACGCAUACUUCCUUUGUGAGCUGCUCCUACUUCCAAAGUUUUAUCCCCAGCUUCAUCCUUGCUUUGGGUCUCCAGGCCCAAGUUUCUCACCAUCUCUUGGAUGAUUGCUCCAGCCUACCCUGGUGCCACCUGGGAUCCAACAUGUUCAAACCCAGCUGUGAACUUCACAGAUUAUUAAAAGAAAGCGCCUUUGCUUCAGCAGUUUGUUAAGACGGGGGCUUGGGUCAUGUUACCUCCACCAAUGUGUAAGGUGAAAGUCCUGUUAGGUAAGAGUUUUUGUGUUUUGUGCUUUUUGGGUUUCAGUAUAGAGUUUUUCCUGCAGGGCUAGAGGGAAAGUACCCCAGCAUUUCCAACCAGUGGGGUGCAAAAUUAUUUGGGCCUACAGCUUUACCUGUUCCUUUCAGGAACAUUUUUGAAAAAAAAUCUGUUGAACCAUGUGAAAUUGCUGAAUGCUGAUGUUUGGCCAUUUUCUACUUAAAAAAUAGGCCAGCAGUUUGUAAAUUCAAGCUAAUAUAUGAACUUUUUGAAAAAGCUGUUCUGGGACACUAAAAGGUAAGACGGACGCCAGAUUUCCAGAGCAAGGGGAGGAGAGAACCAAGCAACAUCACUUCCUUGAAGACCUGGCUUCUGCGCGCGGCCGGCCUAGGACUCCGACUCCACGCGCCAGUGUUAUUUACUCGGGCCCGCGCCCGCCUCGUCACGGCUCGUUUUGCGGCCGCCGUAAAGCGCGGAUGCGCGCCGGCGGGGAGGGGUGGUCACGCCCCUUCAGUGCUUGUGACGCAGGCGCCCUGGGCAUUUUGGGCGGGAAAAAGAAGCAGUCCUGGGUUGUACCCGGCACGGUUGGCAGCAGCUGCUUCCUCUGAGGUCGUAUCCCUGCCCGGCAUGGGGCUGCUGGAGCUUUGCGAGGAAGUGUUCGGCACCGCCGACCUUUACCGGGUGCUGGGUGUGCGACGCGAGGCUUCCGACGGCGAGGUCCGACGAGGCUACCACAAGGUGUCCCUGCAGGUACACCCGGACCGGGUGGGCGAGGGCGACAAAGAGGACGCCACCCGUCGCUUCCAGAUCCUGGGAAAAGUCUAUUCCGUUCUCAGUGACAGAGAACAGAGAGCAGUGUACGAUGAGCAGGGAACAGUGGACGAGGACUCUCCUGUGCUCACCCAAGACCGAGACUGGGAGGCGUAUUGGCGGCUACUCUUUAAAAAGAUAUCUUUAGAGGAUAUUCAAGCUUUUGAAAAGACAUACAAAGGUUCGGAAGAAGAGCUGGCCGAUAUUAAACAGGCCUAUCUGGACUUCAAGGGUGACAUGGAUCAGAUCAUGGAGUCUGUGCUUUGCGUGCAGUACACAGAGGAACCUAGGAUAAGGAGUAUCAUUCAGCAGGCUAUUGACGCCGGAGAGAUCCCAUCCUAUAAUGCCUUUGUCAAAGAAUCGAAACAAAAGAUGAAUGCAAGGAAAAGAAGGGCUCAGGAAGAGGCGAAAGAAGCAGAAAUGAGCAGAAAGGAGUUGGGGCUUGAUGAAGGCGUGGAUAGCCUGAAGGCAGCCAUUCAGAGCAGACAAAAGGAUCGGCAAAAGGAAAUGGACAAUUUUCUGGCUCAGAUGGAAGCAAAGUACUGCAAAUCUUCCAAAGGAGGAGGGAAAAAAUCUCUCAAGAAAGAAAAGAAAUAAUGGAAUUUUUCUCUUCAAAGGUCCUUAGGUGUAAAUUGAUGCCAUCGUAGGCAAGGUGCAGGCAAGAUUUGAAGGCAAAAGUCAACUCUUGAGAAAAGGUGUCUUUCCAGCCUGAAUUUUUCAGAUUGACUAGACCAAGCAUCUUAGUAUUUCCUAGAAAGCACUUGACAUUGUGUGAGGUCUUACCAGAAGGAACUUGGUGGUGACGGUUGGGAGGGCGGAGGGAGGUAGUGUCCUUCCUGACAGCACUUGCCUCCAUAGAUCUUCGGUACACAGAACUCUUAUCUAAGAUGUGGUUCUGUUCAUGCUGUUUUCUGCAGUGUGCGUGUCUGUUAGAUUAGGCUCUCUACCCAGCUAGAACAUCUUCCAAAUACUUGCUGGACAGCUGUCUUCCACAUACUUCCCAGUUUACAUUUGGUCUUAAUGAUCUUGAAUAGACCCUCUCUUCAUUUUACUCAGCCAGGUUUUGUACUGAUGUACGGGUGUUAAAUUACUUCCAGCAUUUUUGUAAGAGUUGUAUAUGAUUAAAUAAAAAAAGUAAAACAUGAU